This is a messenger RNA of Penicillium waksmanii, 1002 nucleotides long. Its product is annotated as ankyrin repeat domain-containing protein. Lineage: Eukaryota; Fungi; Ascomycota; Eurotiomycetes; Eurotiales; Aspergillaceae. Gene Ontology annotation, molecular function: protein binding. The transcript has 2 exons. The record is from RefSeq and is a predicted model, not a curated record. Bases 1 to 1002 code for a protein of 333 amino acids.
AUGAGUUUGCAUGUAUUGCCCAAUGAAUUGUUGCGUUUGAUAGCCGAUAACUUGCAAUCGACAAGUGAUGUCAAUUCGUUCGUCCAAACACAUACUUGGUUUUUUGCUGCCCUGAACUCAUACCUCUAUCUUCAAAAUAUUCGCUCUGGAAGUUCGGCAUUGAUUUGGACGGCAAAGUUCGGGCGUCCAGUAGCGGUUCAAAAGCUGAUGGACGAAGGUGCUGAUGACUUAGCGGGCCGCACGCCAUUGAUUAUCGCUUCGAAAAACGGACAUGAAGCGGUUACCAAGUUGUUACUCAACUCGCAUGGGGACAAAUCUGACUCCAAGGAAUUAUUUGGGCGGACGCCGUUAUCUUACGCAGCACAGAAUGGGCAUGCCGCAAUUGUGGAGUUGCUACUUAUGGCUAGUGGGGUCGAUCCAAAUUCAAGGGACGAACAAGGACAGACGCCGAUAUCAUGGGCGGCAGAGUACGGACGGGAGACGGUGGUCAAACUGUUGUUUGCUGAAAAACGGGUCAAUCCGGACUCUAAAGAUUCUAAUGGGCAAACACCACUAUUUUUCUCGGCACAGAAUGGGCACGAAGAAAUUGUCAGGCUACUGCUUGUCACAAAGGGUGCUGAUUCAGACUUGAUGGAUAAUUUGGGUUGGACACCGCUGGCGUUGGCAGCACAGCUCGGACGCGAGGGAGUGAUCAAGCUCCUUCUUGCCUCUGGGCACGUGAAUCCAGAUACCAAAAACUACCUCGGGAGGACACCUCUUUCUUUGGCAGCAGAGAAUGGACACGAGGCAGUCGUCAGGCUCUUGCUCUCCACGGCCAGGGUUGACCCGGACCCAAGGGAUUCUGAUGGACGGACGCCAUGUUCGCGCGCAGCACAUAAAGGACAUGAGGCAGUCGUCAAGCUUCUAUGUGCUCAAGAACGUGUGCAGAAAAAUUCAGUAGAUAAAUACGGAAUGACGCCUCUUUUUUCUGGCAACACGGAAAAGACACGAGGCAGUUAUUAG